AUGCGCCUGAGCUCCUCGCUCUCAUUUUCCAGCCCGGGCGGCCGAACCACGCCAAGUUCGCGAUCUUCAUAUUUGGACUUCAAAAGACCCAAUUCCGCCUGGGACACCCGGCCGCUGUCGCCUAGAGGUAUUCCGCCCAAGUCCAGACCGGGCUCUUCAUGUGGGAGUCGUCCCGUGACUCCCUCGGGUCGUGUUGACUCGUAUACGGGCACUAUUAAGGUUAGUAUAAGACCCAAUCCAUUGACGUAUAACCCGCAGAACCGGCUGUGGGAGAUUGACGAAACAGAUAAUCUGAUUGGAAACGUGCAGGACGGCGUUUCCUAUUCCUUUGAUAACGUAUUUUCGCCCGUUUCGGUGUUGACGAACCAAGAUGUAUACCAAAGAGCAUGUUCGCAUUUGGUGCGUAGUUUUUUAGAAGAUGGAUACAACUGUACGCUCUUCGCGUACGGAAUGACCGGUUCCGGAAAGACUUACUCGAUGCGCGGUGAAGACCAUGACCCAGGCUUUGUUCGAUUGGCUGUAGACGAUAUAUUCUCUAAGAUCCACGAGACCGCAAUGUCCAAGAAGUACGAGUUGACGGUGUCGUAUUUGGAAAUCUACAACGAAAGAGUAGUCGACCUCUUGGGCCAGGGCCCCUUGGCGCUGGCCAACUUGCAGAUCCGAGACGACAGUGACUUUGGAACCAAAAUAAUCGGCAUCAACUGCCCUGCGAUUCUGUCUAAAGAUGAUCUCUUGCAGCUCAUCAAGCUUGGUGAUGCAAAACGUAAAACUUCCAGUACAGAUUAUAAUAUCCGCUCGUCGCGUUCACACGCAAUCGUGCAAAUACGCCUCAAGACAGUGGAUCUCAUCUCCAAUACAAGCAUCAACUGCACGCUCUCGCUUUGCGACUUAGCUGGUUCUGAGAAAGCGACACUGAGCGCCGAGAGACGCAAGGAGGGUGCCUUCAUCAACAAAUCGCUUUUGGCGUUAUCCACUGUGAUCAACAAGUUGUCUCUCUUGUCCACCUCCGGUUCUUCUUCCUCUUACGAGCACAUUCCUUACAGAGACUCAAAGCUCACUAGACUCCUUCAGCCUGCUCUUUCUGGCUCGUCUCUCAUUCUGAUUCUUUGCACUGUGCAUUUGGGCCUGAACAACCCGUCCAUGAGUCUGCAGUCCGUAUCCGAGACCUACAACACCUUACGCUUCGCUGCGCGUGCUAAGGAUAUUGUUAUGAACGUCAAUACGAACAAAAAGGUUAAUUUGGGUAAUCCUGACAGCCAGCGCAUCAUCGAACAGCUUCGGGAAACGAUCGAAAACCAGAAAAAGGAGAUAACCACUCUCAAACUUACCGCUCAAACUUCACCGGGAGACCAAGAAGCUCACAGAUCACUUCUAGCUGACCUACAAGCUGAGCUUAGGGUACAGAAUGACCGUAUUGAGCAUUUGACAAAGCUUACCGAUAUACAGGCCAUGGAAACAAUGUUUCUACGGAACGAUGUCAUCAAGGAGAUUUUGGGAGGUGAGAUAGACAAGGAGUUUUCGCAAAAAAUGAUGACCAACCUAGAGGAAUUCCAUGGCCGUGUCAACUACGAGCUCGAAGAGAAGAAGCGCUAUAUUCAACAGUUGGAGACACAGCUCAAGUCUGUACAGCAACAACUUCUUUUGAUGGACAAGCCUGGUAUGUCCGAAUUCUCGUCAUCUUCCAAUCACGUUGAAAAACUCUUGCAGGAACAGGAGGAGGAAAUUUCUCAGCUCAGGGAGACCAUCAAGGAUAAGGAUCAGAUCAUCCACAGCUUGAUGAAAACGUCGAAACUCCGCCGGUUGGUGGAUCAAAAUGCCAAUAGGGCCUCUGACCAAUACAAGAUUCCUGUCAAGCGUGCUAGUGUUCUGGAACACUCCAAUGCUGCAGGAAAAGAGAAUUUCUAUUCAGACCCACGAAACACGACAAGUAAUUAUUGA
This is a messenger RNA of Australozyma saopauloensis, 1938 nucleotides long. It is a transcript of the gene KIP2, whose product is annotated as Kip2p. The coding region runs from base 1 to 1938 and encodes 645 amino acids. The record is from RefSeq and is a predicted model, not a curated record. Lineage: Eukaryota; Fungi; Ascomycota; Pichiomycetes; Serinales; Metschnikowiaceae. Gene Ontology annotation, molecular function: ATP binding; microtubule binding; microtubule motor activity. The transcript has a single exon. Gene Ontology annotation, biological process: microtubule-based movement.